Acomys russatus (golden spiny mouse) is the source of this 1653-nucleotide messenger RNA. RefSeq names its product POU class 3 homeobox 3 (gene Pou3f3). The record is from RefSeq and is a predicted model, not a curated record. Gene Ontology annotation, molecular function: RNA polymerase II cis-regulatory region sequence-specific DNA binding; DNA-binding transcription factor activity, RNA polymerase II-specific. Bases 45 to 1535 code for a protein of 496 amino acids. Gene Ontology annotation, biological process: brain development; regulation of transcription by RNA polymerase II. Gene Ontology annotation, cellular component: nucleus. The transcript has a single exon. Lineage: Eukaryota; Metazoa; Chordata; Mammalia; Rodentia; Muridae.
CGGCGGCGGUGGUGGCGGCGGUGGGGUGGCGGGAGCGGAGCGGCAUGGCCACGGCGGCUUCUAACCCCUACCUGCCGGGGAACAGCCUGCUCACGGCCGGCUCCAUUGUGCACUCGGACGCGGCCGGGGCGGGCGGCGGCGGAGGGGGCGGCGGCGGCGGCGGGGGGGCGGGGGGCGGCGGCGGCGGCAUGCAGCCCGGGAGCGCCGCCGUGACCUCGGGCGCCUACAGGGGGGACCCGUCCUCGGUCAAGAUGGUCCAGAGCGACUUCAUGCAGGGGGCCAUGGCCGCCAGCAACGGCGGCCAUAUGCUGAGCCACGCGCACCAGUGGGUCACCGCCCUGCCCCACGCUGCCGCUGCUGCCGCCGCUGCCGCCGCCGCCGCGGUAGAAGCCAGUUCACCGUGGUCGGGCAGCGCGGUGGGAAUGGCCGGCAGCCCACAGCAGCCGCCACAGCCGCCGCCGCCGCCGCCGCAGGGCCCCGACGUGAAGGCAGGCGCUGGACGAGAAGACUUGCACGCCGGCACCGCGCUGCACCACCGCGGACCGCCGCACCUCGGGCCACCCCCGCCGCCCCCGCAUCAGGGCCACCCUGGGGGCUGGGGGGCCGCUGCCGCUGCCGCCGCUGCCGCCGCCGCCGCCGCUGCCGCCGCUCACCUCCCGUCCAUGGCGGGCGGCCAACAGCCGCCGCCGCAGAGUCUACUGUACUCGCAGCCGGGAGGCUUCACGGUGAACGGCAUGCUGAGCGCGCCCCCGGGGCCUGGCGGCGGCGGCGGUGGUGCAGGCGGUGGAGCCCAGAGUCUGGUUCACCCGGGGCUAGUGCGCGGGGACACGCCCGAAUUGGCGGAGCAUCACCAUCAUCAUCACCACCACGCGCACCCGCACCCGCCGCACCCGCACCACGCGCAGGGACCCCCUCAUCACGGCGGCGGCGGCGCAGGGCCAGGACUCAACAGCCACGAUCCGCACUCGGACGAAGACACGCCAACGUCUGACGACUUAGAGCAGUUCGCCAAGCAGUUCAAGCAGCGGCGCAUCAAGCUGGGCUUCACCCAGGCCGACGUGGGGCUGGCUCUGGGCACGCUCUACGGCAACGUGUUCUCGCAGACCACCAUCUGCCGCUUCGAGGCCCUGCAGCUCAGUUUCAAGAACAUGUGCAAGCUCAAGCCUCUGUUGAACAAGUGGCUAGAGGAGGCGGACUCGAGCACCGGCAGCCCCACGAGCAUUGACAAGAUCGCUGCACAGGGCCGCAAGCGCAAGAAGCGGACCUCCAUCGAGGUGAGCGUCAAAGGCGCGCUCGAGAGCCACUUCCUCAAGUGUCCUAAACCUUCGGCGCAGGAAAUCACCAACUUGGCCGACAGCCUGCAGCUGGAAAAGGAGGUCGUGCGGGUCUGGUUCUGCAACCGGCGCCAAAAGGAGAAACGCAUGACGCCCCCUGGCAUCCAGCAGCAGACGCCGGACGAUGUCUACUCGCAGGUGGGUACCGUGAGCGCUGACACACCGCCACCGCACCACGGGCUACAGACCAGCGUGCAGUGAAUGCAGGGGGUGCAGCGCGAAGAGGGCCGCCGCCGCCACCUCCGCAGCCGCUGUCAGCACCGCCACGGUCGCCGCCGCAGCCGUCUCCGAGCAGCCGCCAAAAACCGCUCCUGCCGCC